Molecule: messenger RNA, 137 nt
Organism: Merops nubicus (carmine bee-eater)
Lineage: Eukaryota; Metazoa; Chordata; Aves; Coraciiformes; Meropidae
Gene: CCK
Product: cholecystokinin
Exons: 1
Biological process (GO): digestion
Cellular component (GO): extracellular region; axon
Molecular function (GO): neuropeptide hormone activity
Source: RefSeq, a predicted model, not a curated record
GUCCCACUGGCAGGCUCUCAGUGAUGGGGAGCAGGGUACAGAGCAUUGACCCCACGCACAGGAUAAAUGACAGAGACUACAUGGGCUGGAUGGAUUUUGGCCGCCGCAGUGCUGAAGAAUACGAGUACUCUUCCUAA